Talaromyces proteolyticus is the source of this 2816-nucleotide messenger RNA. RefSeq names its product putative Golgi membrane protein. The record is from RefSeq and is a predicted model, not a curated record. Gene Ontology annotation, cellular component: Golgi membrane. NCBI's taxonomy places the organism in Eukaryota, Fungi, Ascomycota, Eurotiomycetes, Eurotiales, Trichocomaceae. The transcript has 4 exons. Gene Ontology annotation, biological process: intra-Golgi vesicle-mediated transport. The coding region runs from base 303 to 2570 and encodes 755 amino acids.
ACAUGUGCUGCAACUAGUCAGCAAGGUCAAAGUGCCUGGUAGCCUCAUAAUACGAACAAAUUUAUAUUAUAGACGACUCAAUAAUCCUACGUCGACCGACCAUUGCUGCCGCUUAGGAUCCCUCUAGAGCGGAGCAACAUCGGCCCGGGAACGCGCAAGUCGAGCUUCCUCCGCAUUUGUCGAUACAUCAAUAGAAAGCCGAGGCGAUCGUGCUCCACCCUUACAAAUUGUCUCGCUGCAGCGAGUCGAACGACAAGAUUUGGGGUUGAUGGCCGUUGCAGAAUUGAGGGACUGCUUACAAGAUGGACGUUUUCGCAGCGAGCGAAAGUGUCAACAUGCCGGAUCAGGAGAAGCCAGAUGGCAACACCAGUACAGAAAGUCGUUCGGAAGAGGCGAACAAAUUCCAGCGUGCUAUUUCGGCUUGGAGAGGCAUCGAUUUAACAAAUACAAUUCCGAAACUUGACACCACCGCUUCGGAGAUAGUCGCAAAUCAGCGAGAUGCUUUGGUGCAAAGAAAAGACCUCGCGCAAAAGACAAAGGAUUUUAGGAAACUCGACGAUGCCUCGAAGCUGACGGAAUACAAGGGUCUCCUGAAAGCAUAUCAAACGUUCAUUGAUCUCUUGACAAACCAUGGCAAAACAUCUUCGUCGUCUUUCUUGCAAAUAUACUCGUCUCUUUCCGAAGUGCCGGACCCUUACCCUCUCCUGGAGGCGUCAGUUGACUCACUCGUCGCAUCCGAAGACACCGUACCGAAACUGACAGCAGAGAAAGAACAUUUGCAAAAGUCAGUGGAGCAAUUGACCAGCCAACUCGAGCAAACCGAAAAAAGAUUGGAAGAGGAAAGCACCACCCGAAAAAAUUUGGAGGACACGCAGGACUCAAAGACAAAGGAAAUCGAGUCUUCUUGGGAAGCCGUGCUGUCAGAAAAGACCAACAACUGGGAAGCCAAGGAAAAGAGUUUGGAAGAAAAGAUUGAAAACCAAGAGAGGCUACUGAAAGAACUAAAGGCGUCACUGGAGGUGUCACAAAGGCUUGAUAAGGGAGAAGAGGUUGAUACAAGUCUCAACGCCGCCACCGCAGCAGAGCUCGAAAUCGUUACGUCGGAUCUAGAGAAGACUAGUCUACGCCUGGCAGAGGUAGAAGCACGCAAUGAACAAAUGAGGCUAGAGCUUGCUCAGGCAGCAUCUCAUCCUCAUGCCGAACAAAAGACCAUCGAUGACGACCCUGCAUAUCUUCGACUUCAGUCAGAGAACUCAUCUUUGCUGAGAAAGCUUGAUGCUGCAAGAUAUGACCGAGACACUGAAAGGCAUAACUGGGAAACCAAACUUCGUCAAAACGAGAGAGAAAAUGCCAAAUUUGCUGCAGAGAAAGAUGAGCUUCGAUCAAAACUCGAGAAAUAUGCCGACUAUGAAGAGAUCAAGAGGGAGCUCGAGGUCAUCAAGUCUAUCGAAUUUUCGACGGGAGACGACGAUGAUGCAGGUGACGUAACGGAAGAAAUCAAUAGUAAUGCAAAUGGUGCAGCCAAAUCCAAAGAAAACACAUUGGAGCAAUUAUUAAUGGCUCGCAACAAAAAACUAACUAAUGAACUCACCGUCUUACGAGUGUCACAUCGUGAUCUUCAAAGCCAGAUAGACACUCUACAAGAGGAGGUCUCAAAGACAAAAAGAGAUCUUGAGAAGUCCCAGCAGCUCUCCACAACACUUGAGAACGAUCUGUUCCGGUUACAAAAAGGAUCACAUGCUCUCCCAUCAGCUGCAAUGUCUGUUGCAGGCACAUAUACCUCUCGAUAUCAUUCAUCUCGAAGAGGUGGAGGCACGUCACCUACUUCCUCGAUAAUAUCAGGCUUUGACCAAGCCGCUGCUUCCUCUAACACAAUGGAAGCUAUUCGUGCCGGUGAACCCGUUGGCGGAGGCUCGGGUCUCCUCCCGAUGAUUCAAGCCCAACGAGACAGAUUUAAACAAAAGAACGCCGAAUUGGAGGAAGAACUAUCAAACACAUAUGCAAAUGUCAAAUCCCUUCGGCAAGAAAUCGCCGCCCUGCAAAAGGACAAUCUCAACCUAUACGAAAAGACCCGCUACGUCUCGACAUACAGUCGCGGCCAAAGUUCCGCUGCAACAUCAGCAUCAACCUUUGGCAACCGGCCAAGCGCGACUUCAACACACCCUUCCGGCGAGUCUUCUUCCAGCCUCUCGCUGGACAGGUACCAGUCCGCGUACGAAGCACAAAUAUCCCCCUUUGCCGCUUUCCGUGGUCGCGAGGCCACAAGGGCAUACAAACGCAUGAGUCUACCCGAGCGAUUCGUUUUCUCAGUAACUCGAGUUGUACUUGCGAACCGCACAAGCCGGAAUUUGUUCGCUGGUUACUGCCUUGCUUUGCAUAUACUCCUUUUCGUCAUGCUGUACAUGAUGAGCGCGGUUGAAAUAGAAAAACAUCACAUUGACAAUCUUGCUAGCGGUGCUGCUGCGGCUGUGGCUGCGGCCGCUGGGGGUGAUGGUGCUAUUCGCGGAGGUGCUGGAGCUGGUGGACAACAUUUGCAAGGCGACGAUUGGCAACAAGAAGGCUUCAGUUGAUGUAUUCUAAUCAGGUUUCGUUUUGGUGUAAUUUCUUACUUUCUCUUGGAGUUCAUUUUGGCGUUGUUAACCAACACAUCAUUAUUCAUGUCGUCAGUACUAUAUUUAUACGAACAGUGAUACUCCGCAUUUGCAUGAUAAUGUUCAAUAGUGAUUCGAUGUUUAUAUGUAAUUUUUUCUACAAUUCAUUAAUGUCUUAACGAGCCAUCACUUUAACGUUGUCGUCAACUCAUACAUCACCAGUAC